Messenger RNA from Zeugodacus cucurbitae (melon fly), 2361 nucleotides. RefSeq names its product E3 ubiquitin-protein ligase NRDP1 (gene elgi). The record is from RefSeq and is a predicted model, not a curated record. The coding region runs from base 407 to 1354 and encodes 315 amino acids. NCBI's taxonomy places the organism in Eukaryota, Metazoa, Arthropoda, Insecta, Diptera, Tephritidae. Gene Ontology annotation, molecular function: ubiquitin protein ligase activity. The transcript is spliced from 5 exons. Gene Ontology annotation, biological process: protein K63-linked ubiquitination; tumor necrosis factor-mediated signaling pathway; regulation of canonical NF-kappaB signal transduction. Gene Ontology annotation, cellular component: plasma membrane signaling receptor complex.
UGAAUUCCUUAUUUUCUUUUCAUUUUCACUUUGACUUCUCCGUUCGUGGAACUGUUUUCUCGUAACAUUGGUUUGUUUGCGAUCGCAGAAUUUGUUUAAGAAAAUUUAUGUGAAACAACCAAUAUUAUUAGCAAUAAAAUAAAUCGUGCAUUAAUUCAAUACGAACAACUGAUAAAGGAAGACAUUUUGUGAAAUAAAAAUUGAGUGCAGUGAAAUCCACAAUUAAAAGGGCUCAAGCUAAUAGAGAAAAAGACCCAAAACCGAAUGAACGAGGACAAAAGAAAAAAGAAAAGGUUGCGAAAAUAACAAUUUCGGUUGCUCAAGCAACAGUGGUGUUGCACGAAUUUGUAGGCAGACGCCACUUGCCACAUUUUCAGCACCAUUAGGCAACGGCUCCUACACGAAAAUGGGUUACGAUUUGCAUCGCUUUCAGGGUGAAGUGGAUGAAGAACUCACUUGCCCCAUAUGCUCAGGUGUUCUUGAAGAGCCGCUACAGGCGGCAAUGUGUGAACAUGCUUUUUGUCGUGCGUGCAUUAACGAAUGGCUCACCCGUCAGCCCACCUGCCCAGUAGACCGCAACGCAUUAAACACCGCUAAUUUGCGCGCCGUGCCGCGUAUACUUCGCAAUCUGCUUUCACGACUUUCCAUCACCUGCGAUAAUGCGCCAUACGGUUGCACAUUAGUACUCAAGCUGGAUGCAUUGAACUCUCAUCUGGAAGAGUGUGAACACAACCCAAAACGUCCAUUGCCGUGUGAGAAGGGGUGUGGUUUUGUUAUACCGAAGGACGAGCUUAAGGAUCACAAUUGCUUGCGAGAAUUGCGUUCUAUGAUACAUCAACAGCAGUUGAAAAUGGGAGAGCUUAAGACAGAAAUUGGUGAUCAGAAUUUGGUCAUCAAUGAGUUGAAGCGUGAGUUGCAACUAUUUAAAGACUUUAUGCGCGCAAUGCGUGUCUCCAAUCCAGCUAUGCGUGCGAUUGCCGAUCAGAUGGAACGCGAUGAGGUAAUACGCUGGAGUUCGACUUUGUCACGUGCACGUGUAACACGCUGGGGCGGUAUGAUCUCAACACCGGAUGAUGCACUACAGAUGAUGAUAAAACGUGCAUUGUCCGAAUCUGGCUGUCCACCACAUAUACUGGAUAAUCUAAUGGAGAAUUGCCACGAAAGACGCUGGCCACGGGGCUUGAGCUCACUAGAGACGCGACAGAAUAAUAGACGCAUCUACGAUAACUACGUCUGCCGACGUAUACCAGGUAAACAAGCUGUGUUGGUUUUAAGCUGCGAUAAUGCUCAUAUGUCCGAAGACGUAAUGGUCGAACCGGGUUUGGUGAUGAUUUUUGCUCAUGGCAUUGAAUGAAGGCGCACAUUUUCUCUGUAGAAAUACACAAACAAUUUAAAGAAGAAUUAGAAAAGACAAAAAAUUAAUUGAAAUAAUAAACUACAUGAAGAAAGCAGGAAAGCAGACGUAUUAAACAUAUGUACACAUCUACACGAACUUAAACAUAGACGGCAAUUGCGCCAGCUUGUUAAUUAAAAUUAAUUAAAAAAAAUUAAGCAGCUAAAAAAUUGUGCGAGACACAUGUACACAUUAGCGAAAUUUUAAGUAUUGAAGAGCCAAAUCAGCAUUAGUGGACUUUAGAAUUGUACAAAAAUUUACUCUUUCGAUUACACAAUUAACUUUGAGAUUCUCCUUAACCUUAAAUAUAAUUAAUUUUGUUUUACUUUUGUAACUCAUUUGUUGUACAAACUAACGAAAUGCACUUGAGAUUUACUUUUACAACUGUGUUUAUAAACUUAUUAUUGAGAAGAUAAAAAUUACAUAAAUUGUUAUUGUGCUAGUAUAAUAAUGUUUCAACUUUAAAGUGUCUUAGUUUGGUCGCAAAGAGCGAAAAAGCUUUAUGAUUUGCAACAAUACAGGGUACAUUAGGGUGUGUGCGCCCGAUAUCGUGUAACUUUCAUUUGAGCGAAUCCUUUGGUGGUUUGAAACUCAGCGGCUGUAUGCAAAUGUAAACAUAAAUUGGAAAAAAAUGUUUAUGUAAUCAUUAAGUACGCUUCGAAAACAUAAUUUAAUUUUAAUUUUCUCGAUUUCAUUAGCUCAUGACCGUAACAAUCGACUGCAUAAUUAUCAUUGCCUCUAUUAAAUUAAAAUUUAAAAAGUGCGAAUUUUACAUAAAACAACAUAAUUUCACCAUAUGUUUGUAGUCUUAUUUAAGCGAUCUCAGACAGGAAAUGAACAUUGUGUUAAUAAAUAAUAUUAAUAAUGAACUACCAAUAUGACCAUAUGUAUACUUGUUAGUUACAUACAUAUGUAGCACAUACAUACACACAAUACAUACAUACAUAGUUGUAUAAUAAAGUACUUUA